UUCCCAAGAAGCAUGAGACUUCUGCUGCUGGCUCUUCCUGCCUUUGCUCUUCUACCCCAAGUGAUCCCAGCCUACAGUGGUGAGAAAAAAUGCUUGAACAGAUGGGGGAACUGCAGGAAAAACUGCGAAGAUGGAGAAACGAUGCGGGACACAUGUAAAAACCACCGAGUCUGCUGCGUUCCAGUCAGCAGGGGCAACAAGCCAAAGGCCUCGGUCAGGGUCAGCUGGACCACGGAGGAAACCACGACAAUGGAGUACGAUCUAAACUCAGAAUUCACGAAUGUACUUAGUUAG
Messenger RNA from Peromyscus californicus insignis, 294 nucleotides. RefSeq names its product defensin beta 118 (gene Defb118). The record is from RefSeq and is a predicted model, not a curated record. NCBI's taxonomy places the organism in Eukaryota, Metazoa, Chordata, Mammalia, Rodentia, Cricetidae. The coding region runs from base 13 to 294 and encodes 93 amino acids. The transcript has 2 exons.